Molecule: messenger RNA, 1544 nt
Organism: Gadus macrocephalus (Pacific cod)
Lineage: Eukaryota; Metazoa; Chordata; Actinopteri; Gadiformes; Gadidae
Gene: nedd8
Product: NEDD8 ubiquitin like modifier
Exons: 4
Coding region: 150-410 (86 amino acids)
Biological process (GO): modification-dependent protein catabolic process; regulation of proteolysis; protein neddylation
Cellular component (GO): cytoplasm; nucleus
Molecular function (GO): ubiquitin protein ligase binding; protein tag activity
Source: RefSeq, a predicted model, not a curated record
ACAGGAAAGAACUCCCCAACUCCACUGACUUAGACAAAAUAUGAACUGCGCUUUCUGGGCAUAGCAUUAUUGAAAAUAAACUAUACACAUUUAAACCAGCUAUCACGUCGCUAUUGUGUUAGUGUGAUUUGUAAACAAAAUCAGUCAGCAUGCUAAUUAAAGUGAAGACACUGACCGGCAAGGAGAUAGAGAUUGAUAUUGAGCCUACAGACAAAGUAGAGCGAAUUAAAGAGAGAGUAGAGGAGAAGGAAGGUAUACCUCCCCAACAGCAGAGGUUGAUCUACAGCGGCAAACAAAUGAACGAUGAGAAAACUGCGUCCGACUAUAAAAUCCAGGGUGGCUCUGUCCUCCACCUUGUUCUCGCGCUACGGGGAGGAGCCAGACCUCUGUGGCUACAGCCUAUGAUGUAACCACAGCACAGCCAACCUGCCAAGAUACUGACCGCAAAUGUCUCAGCUGAUUAGCUGCGGAGAAGGAGCCAUGAGCGACUGUGUUACCAGACGUCUUGUUUGUUCGGCAGGCGGCCAUCAAAUCGCCUUAUCUUUCAAAUCUCGAGUCACAAGUCCGACUUAGAAAAAAACACGGCACUCUGCCCAAAAACCUAUUAGCAGCCUCACCUUGUUAGGUCUCAAGGCUACUUAUAGCUUUAGUUCAGAGAUCAGGCGGUUGGUAUGGUAUUUGAAGUUGAGGGAAUCCCGUAGCAGGCCUGUGCGCAGAUGCACGCUCUCUGUCUUGAAGAGAAUAUUCUGUUGUCAUCUGUAUCCAAAACGGCCAUGCUCUUCUGCGGUUCUGCCUUCUCCCCAUGUUGAAUGUUUUCUACCGGGGAAAAAUAAACGUCACACAUUGCGUUCUAAUGAUCCCAAACCAAAGUCAGAUCAAUGUUCUGUCUGCAAGUUAAAGUAUGUUUCUAAGGAUUUAAAAACUGAUAGUUACCAAUAAACGUCCCUUUAUUGGUAACUAUCAGUUUUAAGUGAAUAUAUGAUGACGUGUUUUCUGACUAGCACUCUUUUCAUUCAUGACCUACUGAUAUCCUCCUAUGUAUUAGUGCUAGUUUAUUUUAUAUUUGUGUAAUUUAAGUCACUUUUUCCGACGUUGUCGUUGAUAUUUGGUUAAUUAUUAUUGGUUUAUGGUUUAUAUGACCUAUUUUGCUUCAUGGAUGGAUGGAUGGAUGAAGACACCUUGAACGGCAUGGUAUUGUAAACAUGUAUGAUGUAAAUGCUUAACAUCAUGUUUUCCCUUGUCAGGCUGCGCCUCACAAAUGGAUGCCAUAGGUCAAUGGGAGAAGGUAACCUGUGGUUACGCUCUCCAGUCAAAGGUUGUUUACAAUGUGGAUUAUGUACAUGGAGCGAUGUGGAUUGACGCUUUGAGCUGGGUGUUGGGGCUGCAAUGCAAUGUGUGGGAAAGAAAAUAAGUUAGGUUAACAGAUACGUUUUGAUUGUUCACCCCUCUGCCCAGAAACACACACCACACCAGUGUGAAAAUGCUUUGAUUAGAUCUAAACUGUUUGGUGGUGCUGUACUGGAUUAAAGACGUGUUUACAACUC